Anneissia japonica is the source of this 949-nucleotide messenger RNA. RefSeq names its product zinc finger protein 708-like. Gene Ontology annotation, cellular component: nucleus. Lineage: Eukaryota; Metazoa; Echinodermata; Crinoidea; Comatulida; Comatulidae. The transcript is spliced from 2 exons. The record is from RefSeq and is a predicted model, not a curated record. The annotation marks the transcript as partial.
AAGGAGACUCCAUACGAAUGUGAACAGUGUGGAAAGAAGUUUAGACAAAAGAUGAAUUUGAAAUGCCACAUGAGGAUACAUACUGGAGAAAAACCUUACCUAUGUGAACAUUGUGGAAAGAGUUUUCAUCAAAGUUGUAAUUUAAAAAGUCAUUUAAGGAUGCAUAGAAGAGAGACACCUUAUGAUUGUGAAUAUUGUGGAAAGAAAUUUAUUCGAAGUGGUACUUUUAAAACACAUGUAUUAAGGGCACACACUGAAGAGAUACAUUAUGAAUGUAAACAUUGUAGAGAGAAGUUUAACUGCAAAGAACAUUUGGAAAAUCAUAUGGUGGUACAUACAGGAGAGACACCUUAUUUAUGUAAACACUGUGGAAAAAUAUUCAGUGAAAGGGAUAGUUUAGAAACACAUAUGAGGAAACACACAGGUGAAACACCUCAUGAAUGUAAACAGUGUGGGUUGAAGUUUAGGACAAGUCGUACUUUGAAGCAUCAUAUGAUGGUACACACAGAAAAGACACCUUAUAAAUGUGAACUGUGCGGAAGUAAGUUUAAGAUACAUACAAGGAAGACAUGCUAUAUAUGUGAUUACUGUGGAAAAAUGUUUAAGCAUGAAACAAAUUUGAAAUAUCAUACAAAAAUACACAGAGGACAGGCAUCUUAUGAAUGUGAACAUUGUGGAAAAAAUUUUGUUCACCGUAAUAAUUUCAUAAUGCAUUUAAGAACACACACGGGAGAGAAACCUUUUGAAUGUGAGCAGUGUGGAAAAAAGUUUAGUCAAAAUAGUAAUUUGAAAGCACAUCUAAAUAUACAUACAAGGGAGAAGCCUUAUGUAUGUAAACUUUGUGGAAGGAAGUUCAGGUUAAAUGGAAAUUUAAAAAAGCAUUUGAGGGUUCACACCAAGCAGACACCUUAUGAUUGUGAACAGUGUGGAAAGCAAUUUAGGCAAAGUU